AUGGCGUUGUCAGACGUUGCGAGUACUUCGAAUAUCAGUGAGAGUCCAGACGAACCAUCAUGGCAACCCAACAUGUCCCAGGAGGCAGCGCUCAUGCCAGACAAUAAUGCGUCGAUAAACGUGGACUGGAGACAUACCGCAGCGGUACAGAAGCUAGUGAUGUGGCCGUCGGUCAAACUACUACUCCACCCACAUGAAUACGACCACCAUUACCUGAUGAGAUUGGAAAGACAGCGGAAUACCACCUACGCAAGUGAUCUCAGAGAUAUCAUCUCUCCGGCAGAUAGCACCAUACUAUCAUUGGCAAGCUCAGCUCAUGAUGGCGCCGACGGCGGGAGCAAAUCUACAAAAUUCCAUGUGGAGGCUUCAAUCACAGAUUCAUGUGCGGAAAUCGAUCAAUCUGGUGCGCUUAGAUUGGGUGAGAAGGCCUCUUGGCGGUACUAUCAGAGUUAUCUCGAUCACAUGCACGGACUCCAUCCUUUCCUAGGCGAACAGCUGGACAGAACGGUAGAGGCCUUUAUCAAAUGUUAUUCUCCACAAAAGUCGACGUUGACGACUGAGGCCAACUGUUGCCAUGCCAGUGAGCGAUCUCCUGGAGGUCCCCUCGACGUACCUUCGUCACCUGGGCACCUUGUUGAGGUAGACAUCGACAAUGCAAUCAUUCUGCUCAUAUUUGCAGUUGGAGCUAUUUGCGAGAACAAUUCUUCAACUCCCAGUCCGGUCUUGAAGCAGAGGGUAGACUGUUCCCUUCCACGCUUGUCUGGCGCCGUACGCUCGGCCACGCUAGGAGGCAGCACGCAGGCUGUCAAUGUCGUCUUCACUCCUGCUCCCUUGCACUGUGUACAUCAGAUGGCUGCAUUUUCCAACAAACCGCAGCACACUCCCAGCAAGCCAUUCUCAUUCUUAGCCAGUAAUCCUAAUAUUGGGGGAAUCGAGUAUAGAGGACCGACCCAUACCGGUCGCGAUGAAUGUGGAAAUGUUGUGAACCAGCCAGUUGUUCCCGGCCUGGCUCUGUAUCGCUUCGCUAUCGCAACGAUUGACUUUUUUGGGGGCGCUUCCAGUAUAGAAUAUGUCCAUGCGUGCUUGCUGGCUGGCCUUUAUGCCGGUCAACUGGCAGAUCCUUUCCAGAGUCAUGCGUGGAUUAGUGAGGCAACCCGAGCGUGCCAGCUGCUUGUUCCAAGAUCACCAUUUGCGGAUAUGAAGGACCACACGGAAGAGUCCGUCAUCCUUGCGUACUGGAAUUGCCUACACCUGGAAAGUGAUCUGCUGGCGGAGCUAGACGUCCCCACAAGUGGUAUGGCUCUAUAUGAGCAUGGGGUACCAUCACCGGGAAGAAUAUUCACGGAUGCUCAUUUUGACCUCUUGCGAAAGACGACAUGGAUGGCGUACGGUGACUCCGACAUCCACCUCCAAAAGAUCCGUAAUUGUAUGCAUACAGAACUGUACAAGAUCAAAAGGGGAGGUCAACCAAGCUGCUCACCCUCCGUGCAAAAUGCCCAGAGCCUCAACCUUGAAUUCUGGCGCCAUAUGCUUCCUAUACCACUGCAAUGGAAAGAUACUGACGAGCCUGCUAAGGAUAUCAACAUCGUUUGUAUGCGCGCUAUCUACUACCGUACAAAAUAUAUACUCCAUCUGCCUUUGCUGUACUACGCCAUACACUACGGACAGCCUAGUGCAUGGGAUGAAUAUGAUGCAGCCACUUCUGAGGGGCAGUCUUGCCGUGACCAUGCUCGUUUGAAGCACAUGCUCAGUGCCAUGGUGUCUGAUACCAGCAAAAAGACCUCGACUUCCCCUCAAAAUUGGAGCCCACCCACCUUCGACUGGAAGGACUUACCACUAAUGAUGCGGCUUGCAUGCAGGACCUGCGUGGAGUGUGCAAUUCAGGGCCUCACAGUGUAUGAUGGCAUUGAGGACUGCCUCGUGAUACCAAACAUUUUUGGGACAGCUCAAGAGCAAUUCGGCUACAUGCUCGUCCUUUCUGCGACUUAUAAUUCAAGUAUCCGCGAGCUUGUCCAUCGUUCCACCCUUGACCGCCUGUUCAAACGCACGAUCCGCUUUCUCCUGCGCACCGAGAACAACUCGCCAACCCUGCGCGCUGAUAUUCGCAUCCUUCAAGAGGUCUACUCAAAGCUUCUUGGGUAUGCCUGGGUAUCUACAGACGCAUGA
Messenger RNA from Penicillium pulvis, 2166 nucleotides. RefSeq names its product fungal specific transcription factor domain-containing protein. The transcript has 3 exons. Bases 1 to 2166 code for a protein of 721 amino acids. NCBI's taxonomy places the organism in Eukaryota, Fungi, Ascomycota, Eurotiomycetes, Eurotiales, Aspergillaceae. The record is from RefSeq and is a predicted model, not a curated record.